This is a messenger RNA of Clupea harengus (Atlantic herring), 1971 nucleotides long. It is a transcript of the gene mrm3a, whose product is annotated as mitochondrial rRNA methyltransferase 3a. Lineage: Eukaryota; Metazoa; Chordata; Actinopteri; Clupeiformes; Clupeidae. Gene Ontology annotation, biological process: RNA processing. Gene Ontology annotation, molecular function: RNA methyltransferase activity; RNA binding. The record is from RefSeq and is a predicted model, not a curated record.
CACAGCCUAACAAUCGCUUACUCUGUUAUCAACUAAUUCAGACAAGACCACUUUCUGAUAAUAAUAGUCUUGUGCAUAACCAAUCCAAGCAUGGGCACGCCAAUGUAUUAACCGAAAUAUAUGUGUUUAUUAUUAACAUAAUACAAAUUAUAUAUGUACACAACUGAAGGUCGUAAAAUGUUGCUUUUGCUGGAUUGGCGCAUCCUGUAAAAACACAACACCCCUACAUGAGCUGACUGAUAUAGCGAUGACCGUUACGUCACAUGCACAUGCAAAUUCACACAAAGAUGGCGGCCUUCAUGAGACGCAUGGGCCACGAUGUCUUCAGAUUCGGACAAAGUUCAUACUUUGUGAACGGACAUUGUAAUCCUGUUGUAAACUCAAAGCGAUAUGUGCGAGCACUCAAGAGGAAACCGGUAAAGGUGAUCUAUCCAGAUGGGGAAGAAGAGACUCUGACUAAAACUAAUCAAACGCAUGGUCAUCAGAAAGGGACGUUACAUUCCAGGAAAAGCAACAAAGAUGAGAUUGAAACUGGCACUAAAACACGUGUUCAUGGCAGAACAGUGACCCAGUCCAACGACAUACAAUCAAAAAUAAGUAACGAAUCGCGACCUCUGAGUAAGGUCGAACAAAUGGAUGGAUUUCGGUUUGAGAAAGCCCUGCCCGACGAUAAGCGACUGUCGAAGCUGGUGACCAUUGCACGCUCCAGAACGUACCGGGAGCAUCAAGGCAAGAUCCUGCUCGAGGGGAGACGUCUCAUUUGUGAUGCCUUGGCAGCUGGAGCCAAGCCCCAGACCUUGUUCUUCAGCUCGAUCGAACGUCUCAGUGAGCUUCCUAUGGACAAACUUAAGCGAGCAAACCUAGUUAAAGUCAAGUUUGAAGACAUAAAGAAAUGGUCUGAACUCAUCGCCCCACAAGGAGUAAUAGCCAUAUUUUCAAGACCAGAUGUGCACCAGCUUGCAUUUCCGAAGGAUCAACGAGUUCAGUCAAUGCCACUGUCUUUGAUUUGUGACAACAUCCGUGACCCUGGCAACUUGGGCACCAUCCUACGAAGUGCUGCCGCUGCUGGCUGUGACCGUGUGCUACUUUCCAAAGGCUGCGUGGACAUCUGGGAGCCCAAGGUGUUACGAGCGGCGAUGGGGGCACACUUCCGCCUCCCCAUCUUCCCCAGUUUGACGUGGGACGACGUCUCUUCUCACCUCCCAAAGGAUGUCGCUGUGCACCUGGCCGACAACUGCAGCAGCCCGGUCAGAGACGUCGACGCCCAAUCCAGCCAGCUCAGGAAGCCAAGUGACUAUGGUUGGGUGAGCAGUAGGAGAGCGAAGCAACAGUGCUAUGACCAGGACCACAGUGAUUCGGACUCUGAGGAUGAAGUCGACUCGAAUGAGGAGGUAGAUGAGGUGCCCCAGGUGGAGCCCAAGCUGUACCAUGACUCCUGGGCCCAGAGAGGCACGGCACUGGUGAUUGGUGGAGAGACACUCGGACUGAGCUUGGAGUCGCUCCGAUUGGCUGAGCGAACGGAUGGUCGACGACUGUAUGUGCCCUUGGCUCAUGGCGUGGACAGCUUGAACUCUGCUAUGGCAGCCAGUAUUCUGCUGUUUGAAGGCAGGAGGCAACUCUUGAAGUUACUGGAGAGGCCUGAGAGGAGAGUCAGAAACUGAACACCGCCAGCACUUAGCACUUUUCAAACAGUUGAAACGGACUCCACUCCUGUCUUGUUUCCCACAAGUCACAAUAAAUCAGAUAUAUGGUAUCUCUACCCUCUUGUAAUAAAAAUAUUCACAAACAAAGGAUAAAUGCAUCAGACUUAAAAAAUAAUGGAAUGCCAUAACUUCAUUUUGUAAAGACCCACAAAAGUGAAUCAAAUGUAUGUGGAGCAAAUAUUCGUUUUUCUGUCUUUGUAUAGUAUUGUAACUGUACAUAAUGAUCCGUAUUUACAUACUGUAUAUAAAUCACGUGGUUGUAAUAUUU